AUGGCUCCGUCACUCCUUUCCUUGGGCACUGCGGCUCUGGCCUUGGCCGGCAACGGUGCCGCUGUCCAAUGGUAUCUCGAAGACACCUACGACUCGACCAACUUCUUCGACAAGUUCGAUUUUAUGACCUUUGACGAUCCUAACACAGGAUUCGUCAACUACCUGAGUCGUACGGACGCUAUCGAUGGCGGACUUGCCACGGUUAAGGAUAAAGAGGUCGUCCUUAAGGUUGACAGCAAGUCGAUUGUUCCAACAGGCCGCCGUGGUCGUGACAGUGUGAGGCUGGAGUCCAAGGCGAAACUUAGCCAGGGCCUUAUGAUUGCCCGAUUCACUCACCUGCCUGAGAGUGCGUGUGGUACUUGGCCUGCCUUUUGGACCGUCGGUGAUACCUGGCCGCAGGAUGGCGAGAUCGAUAUCAUCGAGAAUUGGAACCUCCGGGGCGUCAACAAUCCUGCCUUUCACAUGGCUAACGCAGCCACCUUUGGCAGUUGCAGGAUUGAUGGCGCAGGCCAAUCCGGCGAGAUUAUCACCUCCAACUGUGACAAUCAAUUCUCAGACGGCAGAACCCAGUGGCCUAACCAGGGCUGCGUAGUUAAGGAUAAUGGUCCUUCGGGUGGUAGUGGUGGCGUGUAUGCCAUGGAGUGGACCAGCGACUUCAUCAAGAUCUACUCGUGGUUCCCAAACCAGGUUCCCUCAAACAUUGAUUCUAGCUCUCCCGAUACUUCUCUUUGGGGUCAGCCGACCAUAUACCUGAGGAAAGAUCUUUGCAAUAUCGACAAGAUCUUCAAGCCCCAGCGAAUUGUCUUGAACAUUGCUUUGUGCGGUAACCCCGUUGAGUUUUCAGCAUGGGAGGGCACCUGCAAGCAGAGGCAUGGUGACAGCUGCCGAACAUACGUUGCCGAGAACCCUGCUGCCUUUGACAAUGUCUACUUCCAGAUUCAGGAUAUCCGUAUCUUCAACCAGGACGCCCCCAAGACUACUUCCACCACCGUGGCGUCGUCUUCCACAUCCAAGUCUGAGAUUUCCACAACCUCGGCCACAUUCAGCACCAAGGCCUCGUCCACGUCCACGUCUGUCACUUCUACCAUCUCGGCCACGUCGGGCUUCAAUAGUUCGUCUUCUGCUAUCUCUUCCGAGCUUAACACCGCCAACACAUCUAAGCAGACUACUGUUGCUACGUCAAGUGUCCAGAACACCUCGACCUGGAAAUCAUCUAACUCAACCUUGAGCACUGUGUCCAAGAGCGCUGGUUCUGCUAGCAUCAGCAUUACCUCCAAAGCCUCUGACUCUACGGUUCCGACCGUUGCUACCCAGCUUCCCGUCACCUUCUCAUCCUCGGUGCCCAGCUUGUCAACGAGGUGGCCCAACUCCACAAUUGCCUCUUCCGUUGAGAUGACCACCUCGACUGUGUAUACCACCUCUACUCGCACCAUCACCAGCUGCCAGCCAACCGUCACCAAUUGCCCCGUUGGCAAGGUCACCACUGUGACUGUCCCCCUGUACAUCACCAUCUGCCCCGUCUCUGCUGUUGAGACCAAGACCCCCAGCCCCAAGCCCACCAAGACUUCCGGCAACGGUGGUAACGGCCCUGAAAAGACCACCAUCACUACCAAGGUGACCAAGACUUUCACCAUUACUAGCUGUGCUCCCACCAUUACCAACUGUCCCGUUGGUAAGGUCACUACCGAAGUCGUCACCACCACGUACUGCCCCGGCGAGGAGACGGCGGUACCAACUGGCUCUAAUAGCGGUAACGGUAACGGUAGCAAUAGUGGCAUUAAUGGCAAUGGUGGUAAUCACGGUAACAGUGGCAAUAAUGGCAACGGCGGUAACAAUGGCAAUAGCGGCAAGGGCUCUGACAAGAUCACAAUCACUACCAAGGUGACCAAGACUUUCACCAUUACUAGCUGCGCUCCCACCAUUACCAACUGUCCCGUUGGUAAGGUCACUACCGAAGUCGUCACCACCACGUACUGCCCCGGCGAGGAGACGGCGGUACCAACUGGCUCUAAUAGCGGUAACGGUAACGGUAGCAAUAGUGGCAUUAAUGGCAAUGGUGGUAAUCACGGUAACAGUGGCAAUAAUGGCAACGGCGGUAACAAUGGCAAUAGCGGCAAGGGCUCUGACAAGAUCACAAUCACCACCAAGGUGACCAAGAUCUACACCAUCACCAGCUGCGCUCCUACUGUCACUAACUGCCCUGUCGGUAAGGUUACCACCGAAGUCGUCCCCACCACAUACCGCCCGGGCGAAGAGACACAUCCCACUGGAGCAACUGGUCCCAAGGGCGGAUUCACCGCUCCGCCCCCUUUCCAUCCCUCCAAGACCAUCAUCUACAAUACUCAGACCAUUGUUCCCGUUCCGAAGCCCGCCAAGCCCAGCGGCGGAAACAACAGCACCUCCAACGGCACCAGCAUCGCCCAGCCUCGACCCAGCGGCUCCCAGGUCUGUGUCGGGCCCUCGUGCGGCGCGGAGCCCAGCAGCCCUGCACCCAAUACCGGCAAGGGGGGCUGCAACGGUCCCAACUGCCCUCCUACUGUUGUCAGCGGUGCUGCCAAGCAGAGUCUGAGUGCCCUCGUUGUCCUCGGUGCCGUCGCCGCUAUGAUGCUGUAA
Metarhizium acridum CQMa 102 is the source of this 2613-nucleotide messenger RNA. RefSeq lists its product as uncharacterized. Gene Ontology annotation, biological process: glucan catabolic process. Gene Ontology annotation, molecular function: hydrolase activity, hydrolyzing O-glycosyl compounds. The record is from RefSeq and is a predicted model, not a curated record. Lineage: Eukaryota; Fungi; Ascomycota; Sordariomycetes; Hypocreales; Clavicipitaceae.